AAAAAAAUACAUGUCAGAAAGACUUGGAAGCACAAGCAGGUUGUGAUUUUUCAACCAUGGAAAGAAAGAGAUUGGUCCCUGCCAUUAAAAUAUUCAUCUUCAGUUUGUUAGCAUUUACCUUGACUCUUUGUGUUUUGGAAUCAGAUCAACUUCAUUAUGCACCUGCCAUUUUAAGGGAAUUCAAGAACAUAAUCUUAUCCAUAUUGGGAGAAAGAACGUUGUCUCCACACAAUCUGGAGAAAACUUGGGUGUUGAGUCCAAAUCUAUCGACAUGUCACCAAUCUCUUGGUCGUGUAGGCUUGCAUGUGUACUGUUGUCCUCCGAAACCAGAAUCAGAAGAGCCUGUUAUUGAUUUCCAGUUCCCUGAUCCUUCAUCUCCUCUGCGGACACGAAGACCUGCUCACCGUCUCGACGACAACUACAUUUCCAAGUACAAAAAGGCCUUGGACAUCAUGAAAUCACUUCCCUACGAUGAUCCUAGAAGCUUUAUGCGUCAAGCAGACAUGCAUUGCCUAUACUGCACUGGUGCAUAUAACCAGCAACAUACCAAUUAUCCCCUCAAUAUACAUAGAUCAUGGUUGUUCUUUCCCUGGCACCGUAUGAUGAUGUACUUUCAUGAACGAAUACUCGGGAGUCUAAUUGGGGACGACACGUUUGCUUUGCCAUUCUGGGCUUGGGACAUUCCUGAUGGGAUGAUGACUCCAGAAAUGUACUUGAAUGAACCAUUUACAAACCAUAGACGCGACACUUCACAUUAUUCUAAAGUAGUUGAUUUGAAUUAUGGUUGCGAAAAAUACAGCUGCUCGGAGCGGGGUUUGAGCUCUCAGGAGCAAAUUGACUACAAUUUGGCACUGAUGUACAACCAUGUUGUUUCUGGUGCAAAGAAGAUGGAGCUCUUCAUGGGUUGUCCGCUUAAGGCAGGGGAAUCAGGGUUUUGUGAUGGAAAAGGCACUAUAGAAACUGCACCACACAAUACUGUACACAAGUGGAUAGGGAGUGGAACUUUCCCUGGAAGAGAAGAUAUGGGUGUAUUCUACUCAGCUGCAAGAGACCCUAGUUUCUAUGCACAUCACACCAAUAUCGACCGCCUUUGGGAGGUUUGGAGAGGCCUCCAUGACAACGUCAAUAUGACCGAUCCGGACUGGUUAAACACUGCAUUUUACUUCCACAAUGAGAAGUCACAGCUUGUGAGGAUCAGAAUUCGAGAUGUUCUUGACAUUACGAAGCUUAGGUACGCGUAUGAGGAGGUUGAACUCGUGUGGCUCGAUAGGCGUCCUAAGCCAUCAGUGCCACCCAAAGUUGCACAUCACAUAUUGAACAUGAGGGAGAGGGAGAAUGGAUUGCAACUGCCAAGCAAUCACAAUUUAUCGGGGGAUUUUAGUCCUCGCGCUAGAACUCUUGACAGAAGCAUAAUAAUGAAUGUCCAGAGACCGUGGCAGUGGAGAGCGAGAGGGAAAGGAGAAGAGGAGGUUUUGAUUGUGUAUGGAAUUGAUGUUAAAGAAGACGUACAUGUUAAGUUUGAUGUGUAUGUAAAUGUAGUUGAUGAGAGCAUCAUGAGUCCAUUCUAUAGGGAGUUUGCAGGUACUUUUGUGCACAUGCCUCGCGGCGUAGAUAUGGUGAGUAAGGACGAUGAUAUUGUGAGGAGGAAGAGGAAGGCCACUCUGAAGUUGGGAAUAUCUGAGCUCUUAGAAGAUUUAGAGGCAGAUAGAGAUGAAUUCAUUUGGGUAACAUUGUUUCCAAGAACCAGGAGUUGUAUCAACACAACUAUUGAUGGGAUGCUGAUUGAUUAUAUUCAAUGAGUGCAGCUAGCACUGUAUACCAGGAAAUGAGAUUGUGUUAAGCGCUGAAGUUUCUCCUUUGAACAGAAGUGUUGCCUUCAUUGACAAAGACCCACGUUGCUUCCCACAUCUUUGUGUAACAUAAAUGUUAUUUUUAGUCACUUACAAAUAGCUCAUGUUACUAGAGGGACGGAGCCACGUGCAUAGGGCCCCAAGGGGGCACGUUCCCCUUGGAUUUUGAAAUAUUUCACC
This is a messenger RNA of Tripterygium wilfordii, 2030 nucleotides long. Its product is annotated as aureusidin synthase-like. Gene Ontology annotation, molecular function: catechol oxidase activity. Bases 57 to 1799 code for a protein of 580 amino acids. The record is from RefSeq and is a predicted model, not a curated record. Lineage: Eukaryota; Viridiplantae; Streptophyta; Magnoliopsida; Celastrales; Celastraceae. The transcript is spliced from 3 exons.